Anopheles arabiensis is the source of this 1751-nucleotide messenger RNA. RefSeq names its product glutaminyl-peptide cyclotransferase-like. The coding region runs from base 531 to 1589 and encodes 352 amino acids. Lineage: Eukaryota; Metazoa; Arthropoda; Insecta; Diptera; Culicidae. The record is from RefSeq and is a predicted model, not a curated record. The transcript is spliced from 3 exons. Gene Ontology annotation, molecular function: zinc ion binding; glutaminyl-peptide cyclotransferase activity.
CUGUCCCACCAGUGCCAGUGAUGGUGGGGAGAACACAACAGGGUGGCGUCUUUCGGUGUUCCCCCAGAGCCAGACCAAACCAUGCAGCAGUGAGUGUGCUGUUCGGUAGUGUUCACCAUUCACCGUUUGCACGUCAUCGCGCUCGGUCGGUUGUUGGGUAACUUUCACUCCGUGCCACACAGUAGAGCACCUCGAUCGUGGUGGGGUGGUGUGUUGUUUUGUGCGUGAUUUUGUAACCUGUGUGCGUCGGCUACGUCAUGUAAUAAUGAUAUACAGUUUCUGUCGCUUGCAAAGCUCCAUUCCAUUCUGUAAACUGUGAUACAUUUUAGCAAGUUUAGCUCGCAAGUUUUACUUACUUGACACAAAACUGCGCAACGGCAUGAGCAGCUUAGACUUGGAGUGAUUCGUGUUUGUGCGUGCUUGUUUGUGUUUGAUUACGUACGCAGCUUCUAAGACAACCGGCUUGUUAUCAGUUUGUGAAGGAAAAAAAAAACACACGAUUAAAGAAUUAAACUUCUACAGCAGCAACAAUGUUCAGCAGCAGCGGAAUGUGGUGUCUACGAUUCGUUUCCUGCCUUCUAGUGACCUUCACAGUAUUGCCAAUGCAACAGACCACGGCCCAGCUUACGCUCGAGCAGAUGCGAAUAGUGUCGACCCGUACGAACGAAUCGCACUUCGACAGCAUGCUCAAAAGCAUCCUCAAGCCACGAAUCGUUGGCACUGCCACACACAGCGAGGUCAAGCGGAGCAUCAUCAAGGAGCUGAAAACGCUCGGUUUUACCGUCGAGCUGGACGAGUUCAACCAGAAGGCACCGCACUUUGGCAUGCUCAAGUUUACCAACAUCGUGGCCAAGCUAAAUCCGGCGGCCGACAAAUACCUUGCCCUGGCCUGUCACUACGAUAGCAAAUACUUCCGCGAGCACGCGUUCGUCGGUGCGGUCGAUUCGGCCGUUCCCUGUGCGAUGAUGCUGAAUCUGGCCAAAACGACCGAAUCCGCGCUGAAGCUGUUGCGCAACAAUACGGACCUCAGCCUGAUGCUGCUGUUCUUCGAUGGUGAGGAAGCGUUCCGGAAGUGGUCCGCAACGGAUUCACUGUACGGCUCGAAGCAUUUGGCGACCAAGUGGACCACGGCACCGUACGUGUCGAAAGCGCUGGGAAAAUCGAUGCGCGAGAUUGAUCGCGUUCAGCUGCUCGUCCUGCUCGAUCUGAUCGGCAGUGAGGAUCCCAAGUUCUACAACUUCUUCCCCAACACACGUAACUACCACCGGCGGUUGAGCAAAAUCGAAAACAGCCUGCGUGAGAAUAAGCUGCUGGUGAAGGAUCCCAAGAGUGGGCCCAUGUUUCUCGAUCAAACGCUGUACAAUCGGAUCGAGGACGAUCAUCUGCCGUUCUUGAAGAGAAAUAUUCCAGUGCUACACUUAAUUCCGGUCCCAUUCCCAAAACAUUGGCACAAGCCGGAAGACAACGAAGCCAACCUCAGUCGACCGACUAUCAAGAACAUCAACGCCGUGUUGCGGAUAUUUACACUGGAGCAUUUAACGUUCUGCAAUAGCAAAUAUGGACGCCCUGUGCAGACUUGCUUGCAGUAAAACGAUUGCGGUGGCAAUUAUUGCAGCCAUCGCAUGAACAUACUAAGAAUUUGAUCUCAGCGUGUCUAUUGGCGUGUACUGCUUAACACGGUUACACCUUAUGUGAAUUUAAAAAAAAAAGUCACAGAUUUCUAUUGUGUGCAUUCUGCGCAUGAAGUCGCA